AAAGAGACGACCCGCUGGUUUUGUUCUCGCCUUGAAAAACGCAACAGCGGUUGUUGUCAUCUUGUGCUUCGAUCGAAAAAAGUGGCCGGGUUGGCGCUGUGAACCAUCGCGUAACCAUUUUACCAUUGUGGCCACAACGCCAUUCCACUGGGACCGGGAUAUUCGAACGGGCCUUCCGGGGUAUCCACGACACGGAGGCCAGCAGGCUCAUCGGGAACCGUUUCUAGUCACCGUUCCGCAGCCACCCGUCAUCGAACGCGUUCCGGACGCGUUGGGCUUGGGCUGAGGGUGCGUGUGUUUCCGUAAAGGCGCGCGCGUGUGUGCAUCCGUCUCGUAAAGGUCACAAUAAAUUGCGAAUCAGGAUUCCGGAGGCACGGGAAAGGAUACCGGUGUUCCGGAAAGUGUUUUAGCAUCAAGGCGUAUACUGUGUUGGCAAACGGGUUGGAAAUACGCGUUUACCGUCAAUCCACACACACAUACACGUGCACUCACUCGCACACACACACACACACACACACACACUCAUACGCUUAAAGACACAAACACAGAAAAUCCGCUAAAAUGGUGAAACGCAAACCCCAGGCUAUGAUCGAUUCGGAAAGCAGCAGUGAUUCGGAAUCCGGUUCCGAUCUCGAUUCGGAGCUGCUUUCGUUGGCCAAGAAGAAGAAAACAACCCGUCUUGCGUCCGCAUCGCCGAAUCAUGCGAACCACCACAACCGAUCCGGGUCCGGUUCGGAUUCCGGUUCCGGAUCCGACUCCGACGAUGAUGAUGAUGAUGACGAUGACGACGAUGAUGAUGAAGAGGAGGAAGUAUCCGGCUCGGAUGCGAUGGCAAAGCGCAAACGGAAAGGUGGCAAACCGACGUCCUCCUCCGAAUCGGAAAGCGAGCGGGAUGGGGAAGAUCGCAAAAGAGGCGCAAACACAGCGCCACCACCAUCCGCUGCACCACAAGCUGCAGCGACCAUCACCAACAACACAGUGCUCGGUGGCGGUGGCGUAAAGCGCAAACAGCCGAUCGAUGAGGGCGAUGGUUCGGAACCGGAAGAAGGUCAAGUGUCUUCGGAUUCGGAACGAACGCGGAGAGGUGCCGGAACCGGGCCCGGGCAGAAACCGUCGAGUGAAGAUGACUCGAGUGACGGCAAUUCAAGUGACGACAGUAGCGGCAGCAGUAGUAGUAGCAGCAGCAGUAGCAGCGAUUCCGAGUUCAACGAUGGGUACGACGAGAAUUUGAUGGGCGAUGACGCGGAUCGGGCCCGCCUGAACGCACUGUCCGAGAAGGAGCGUGAGACGGAAAUUUUCAAACGUAUCGAACGGCGGGACGUGAUGAAAACGCGCUGGGAGAUCGAGCGGAAGCUGAAGCUGGCCAAGCGGGCGGAACGGGCCCGCGACAAACAAGCACAGCCGGAACGCAAGAAGAAAAAGAAGGAAAAGAAAAAGGCACAGAAAAAAGCGGCCGCAGCUGCAGCGGCAGCCAACGCGGAACGGGAGCGUAAGAUGGCGGCGGCAGCGGCAGCAGCGGCCGCACAGACGGCAGCCGCCAAUGCAGCAGCGGCGGCGGCCGCAGUGGCAGCGGCAUCAGCGAAAGCAAUGGGACCUGCAGCGGUGGGAGGCGAUGGAUUGUCCGGCCAGGGUGCGAUGGAUACGAGCGACGCUGGCAGUGGCGGCAUGGUUCGGGCGGAUAGUCCUUCAUCGUCUCCGGAGAAGAAAAGCGAUGACGUUUCAAGCGCGUCGGAAUACUUCGACCCGAAGGAACGUUCCAAGGAGCGCAAAAAGACGGUCGAAAUGAACCGAACCGACGACAAGCGUAGCAAUGCGAUGGCGAUGCUUAAGGCGAAACGUGAAGGCAAGGCAAAGCGGGAGGAGGAGGAAGCGAAGCGGGAAGCACAGCGCAAACAGGACGCCAGCCAGCAGGAAGACAAGGAAGAGCUGUCGGACGUGCCCGGCGGCAAGUCGCAGAUGAAGCUGAAAGCGUCCGACAUCUACUCGGACGAUUCUGGCAGUUCGGACGAUGAGGACGACGAGGGUGGCGGUGGUGGCGGUUCAAGCGAGCGGGACAAAAAGGCGCGCAGCGACCGGAGAUCGCGGUCGGGCGGCAGUGGAGAUAGUGGCAGUGGGAGCGACAGCCGUUCGUCCAGCGAUUCCGAAGGUGAAGAAAAGGAUAAAAAGUCUGGCUCAGGAUCGGGGUCCGGUUCGGGAUCCGGGUCGGGCUCGGGGUCUGGCUCGAGCAGUCGCAAACCGGUCGCGAUUAGUUCGAACGCGGAACUGAACAAGCUGCGAAUCUCGCGCCACAAGCUGGAACGCUUCAUCAACCUGCCCAUCUUCGAACCGACCGUGAUGAAUUGCUUCGUGCGCAUCAACAUUGGCAACAAUCAGGGCAAACCGGUGUACCGGGUGGCGGAGAUUAUCGGUGUGGUGGAGACGGCCAAGAUUUAUCAAUUUGGCCGCAGCCGAACGAACAAAGGCUUCAAGCUAAAGCACGGCAGCCAGGAGCGCGUGUUUCGGCUCGAGUUUGUGUCGAAUCAGGACUUUUCCGACACGGAGUACCAGAAGUGGCUGACGGUGUGCCAAUCGACCGGGACCCCGCUGCCGACGGUGGACAUGAUCGAGCGGAAGCAGCGCGACAUUAAGGAGGCGUCACAGUACGAGUUUAAGGAUGCGGACAUUGAUCGGUUGGUGGAGGAAAAGAACCGGUUCCGGGCGCAUCCGACGAACUACGCUAUGAAGAAAACGAUCCUGAUGAAGGAGCGUGAUGCCGCCCAGCUCCGCGGCGAGGACGACCUGGCCCGCGAACUCAACUCACAGAUCCAGGAAAUUGAAGAGCGAGCCAGCACGCUGGACAAAAAGCGUAGCAGCAGCAUCAGUCUGAUCUCGUACAUUAACGACCGCAACCGGAAGCGUAACGUGGAGGACGCCGAGAAGGCGAUCAUGGAGGAGAAGCGGGCGACGCGUGGACUAAAAAUUGAGGAUCCUUUCACCCGGCGCCAGACGCAACCCCGCAUGUCCUUCAAGAAGGACGACAAGCGUGACGAUACGCCGAUGCUACCGAUGCAAGCGCCACCACCGCCGGGACAGGCCGGCAAGAAGAAGACGGACGAAAAGAAGCCAAAUCAGGGCGGGCAGGCGGACAACAACCUGUACUCGCUGCACGAUUUCGACAUCGAUCUGGAAGUUCCUCUCCCAAUAAGCAGCGUGAACGUGCUCCCGAAACCGGUAGAAAAACCGGUAAGAGAGUCUGGCCCAAAACGAUCGCUCAAUCUGGAAGAUUACAAAAAGAAGCGUGGAUUGAUCUAGUGCGCGGACCGGACCAGAGCAGAUGAACUGUUGGACAGCCCCCGGUUCGGGGUUCUGUUCUCGUAAUUGUACAUUGAUUAUGAUUAUGUUUAUCACACCUCUUCCCGUCCGUUGGGGAGGAGGUCGGUGAGUUAAUGUUUAGCUUCCACUACAGGCAAGUUGCGGGGGAAAAUGUCGCCCACCGUAUCGGGCGCGCAUUAAACCAAUUGCGUGCGUGUGUAUGUUUUGUAUGGGUAUUAUGACAUGUAUCGGAGCGUCGUGACAGAUAAGAGGAGGCGAUAUUUAGGGUUGUAAUUUAUUUAAUGCCUUUUUAGUUGAUCAUAUUUAGCUCAUUUUCAAAGUGUUUGUUUUUUUACACGUUCCAUUACCUUCGUUCGGGUGGGUAAAUAUGAGGCAGCCUAUUUGCCAGCGGCUGCCGCGGAGGAUGGAGAGCGAUUCUUGCACAAGAUUCGUCCCUGUUCGACCAUUAGACCAUUCGGACAAAAUGCUACUAAUUAUACUAGUAAAGCAAGCAAACAGCAACUAAGAAUCAGGGGAAAAUAUAGCAAACACUCAAGCAAUUAUAAGCGAUAUGAACUCGCACCGAGACACAUUACUGUAGCGAUAGAGAAUGAUCAAAUGUCAGGUUACUACACUACUACUACUAUAGCACUAUAAUAGUAGCCGUAAUUGUAACGGGUAAAUAAACGGAUGGAGACAAAUUACGAAA
Molecule: messenger RNA, 4000 nt
Organism: Anopheles stephensi (Asian malaria mosquito)
Lineage: Eukaryota; Metazoa; Arthropoda; Insecta; Diptera; Culicidae
Gene: Rtf1
Product: RNA polymerase-associated protein Rtf1
Exons: 5
Coding region: 562-3291 (909 amino acids)
Cellular component (GO): Cdc73/Paf1 complex
Molecular function (GO): DNA binding; RNA polymerase II C-terminal domain phosphoserine binding
Source: RefSeq, a predicted model, not a curated record